AAACGUUUCUUCACUCUACCAACUUGCCGGAGACGAGACGGAAACACAGUUGAAGUGAAACCCCUGCGGCAGAAAUUGCAUUCAUUCAGACAAAUAGAAACAGCGAUGAGCGAUAAAGGCGGCGGAACGGAGGCGCAGCGGUACGCGUGGGGCGGCGCCGUACCACUUCAGAUUCAUCUCGACGAUUCCGAAGUCACAACGCUUCCCCCGCCACCGCCUGCUUUGAUAUUGGCGCCUCGGUUGGGGUAUUUGCCUCUGUUGGUAUCUCAGAUUAAGCCAUUCUUUAGCAGUUCUCUACCGCCUGGAGCUGACACCGUAUGGUUCGAGUACAAAGGAUUGCCGCUCAAAUGGUAUAUACCUACAGGGGCACUUUUCGAUCUUCUUUGUGCAGAACCAGAAAGGCCUUGGAACUUAACUAUACAUUUCAGAGGAUAUCCAGGAAAUAUAUUGACCCCUUGUGAAGGUGAAGAUAGUGUAAAGUGGAGCUUCAUUAAUGCUCUAAAAGAGGCAGCGUAUAUAAUCAAUGGCAAUUGCAAGAAUAUCAUGAAUAUGUCUCAAUCUGAUCAAGCAGAACUUUGGCGCUCUGUCUUAAAUGGCCAGCUUGAAGCUUACGUUCGUGUUUCUUCCAAACUCAAACUUGACAUUGUUGGAGAUGAAUUUUCUCUCAAGUUGAACUCUUCGACACCAAAGUCUGACCAAACCGUAAAUACUGAUUUAGAUGCUACUGGAACAACAAGGACAGGUAAAGUUCCUGUUCGGUUAUACAUACGGACUAUUGAUGAAGAUAUUGACGACAUAGAAGAUGCCCCUAUUGUCGAUAGCUGGGAAAAAAUUUCUUACAUAAACCGUGCUGUUGAGUUUCAUGGUGAAGAAAAAUGUUUUAGUUUGCAUGAUGCAAUAAAAUAUCUAUUACCGGAGAUGUUUACAGAGGAAGUAGCCCCCACAGUAGGUUCUUCCGAUACAGGUGAAGCACAGGUGGAGGAGGGCGAGCAAAUAUCAGGUGCAGACAGCUCCACUGAAAAAGUGUUACGACCAGAGAUAAAGCUAGUUCGCAUUCAGGGAAUCGAGCCGCGAUUGGAAAUUCCAUUCAGCUGGGUCGUUAACAACUUGAUGAACCCUGAACACUACCUUCAUAUUUCUAUAUAUCUCAAACUUGUCCCUAUAUCAUAAAUGUUUUUUUAUAUAUAUGUAUAUAUAUAUUUCAAUUCCGAAUGUACAGAAUUGACUGUCGUUGAAGUGUAUAGACCCGUUGAACGGAAUUUCAUUAUGAGAAAGUUAGCAGAACCAUUGUUUUGGGCAACAGUUUUUGAUUUUGCGA
This is a messenger RNA of Erythranthe guttata (spotted monkey flower), 1318 nucleotides long. RefSeq names its product autophagy protein Apg5 family (gene APG5). Gene Ontology annotation, cellular component: Atg12-Atg5-Atg16 complex; autophagosome; phagophore. Gene Ontology annotation, biological process: protein lipidation involved in autophagosome assembly; autophagy of mitochondrion; piecemeal microautophagy of the nucleus. Gene Ontology annotation, molecular function: Atg8-family ligase activity. Lineage: Eukaryota; Viridiplantae; Streptophyta; Magnoliopsida; Lamiales; Phrymaceae. The record is from RefSeq and is a predicted model, not a curated record.